AAUUUCCCCAUUCAAAAACUUAGUCUCUUCAACAUAUUCUCUGCACAACAACAUCAAAAUUCAAAGAAUCAAAAGCCUCUGUUUUUGUACACAAGAAUUCCUUCAAAGAGCCUAAUUUUAUUUCUUGAUUUUCGUUGCGAUUAGUUAAGUUAAACAUAAUGAAGAAGAUGAGCAGCAGCAGCAACAACAUGCGAAGUUCCAAGACGAAGCUGAUCUCAAGCAGAGGCCUCGGAGGAGUCCAUAGAGAGCAAAGGGCCAAACUUUACAUAAUAAAGAGAUGUCUGGUCAUGCUCCUUUGCUGGAAUGACUGAAAUUCCCUAUACCAGGAACGAAAGUCAGCCUUAGUGAUCUGAUUGUGCCAAUUGGAAGAGCCGUCGCUCAAUGGAUAAAAGUUACAUAACAGGCUGAGAGCCCUAUAUACCAAAAUUGGUUUAUGGCCUUAUAGAGUUAGCAAUUCUUUUAUACUCAGUUCUUGGAAGUGUACAGUGCAAUAGUGUACAUUAGGUAAAGAGGUUUUUGACAAUUUUGUAUACUAAAUUUAGGCCCUUGAGGCCUCUUGUAUGCAUUGAAUAGGUUCAAUCAAAGACAAUAUUGGUUUUUUAUUUUAAAAAAAAAAAAUCAGUCCAAACUCUCUUUUCCAACCAUUUCAACUUCUGUUUUUCGUUUUUUCUUUGGUAAUGCUGAUACUUAAUUGUUAGACUGAGAGACGGAGUUAGAAUUUGAAAUUUAUAGAUUCAAGAUUUUGGUCCUUUAAAAUUAUUGGGUACUAAAUUAAUGAUUUGUGCAUCUUCAAUAAUUUUUUUAAUGUAAAUAGUACGAGGUUUGGACUAAAGUUAGUGAACUCGGCCGACCGUAACCAAAGCACUAACCCUAUUCCUGGUUGAGAUUAUGUCGGAAUAGCAGUAAAGUUCUUGUAGUCCAGCAUUUGAGUUUUGCUAGAUAUGAGCAAUCUUUAAUGUUGCAUAAGUGUUUAGACAAGGAGAAUUACUGCAAGUUGAUUCAGAAUGGGGAUUUUGAGUGCGUUAACAUGAGCCAAAAAGUUACCAAAAAAAAGACAAAUGUCAUUCCGGUAUUGAAUCAAGGGGCUGCUCUAAUUAAGAUACAGAAACGUAUGAAGGUUGUAAAUUCUUAAUUUCCGGUGGAAAGAUAUUUUCUCUGAUUACUGGAAUUUUCUUGUUAGAGAGUUUUUGAUGGAGAUCAACAUAAUGACCCCCU
Molecule: messenger RNA, 1215 nt
Organism: Lycium barbarum (goji berry)
Lineage: Eukaryota; Viridiplantae; Streptophyta; Magnoliopsida; Solanales; Solanaceae
Product: small polypeptide DEVIL 6-like
Exons: 1
Coding region: 159-311 (50 amino acids)
Biological process (GO): negative regulation of cell population proliferation
Source: RefSeq, a predicted model, not a curated record